Molecule: messenger RNA, 6339 nt
Organism: Magallana angulata
Lineage: Eukaryota; Metazoa; Mollusca; Bivalvia; Ostreida; Ostreidae
Product: MFS-type transporter SLC18B1-like
Exons: 14
Coding region: 665-2281 (538 amino acids)
Biological process (GO): transmembrane transport
Molecular function (GO): transmembrane transporter activity
Source: RefSeq, a predicted model, not a curated record
CUAGACAGCUCGGCUUCGCCUCGCCAUCUUUGAGAUUUGAGAAGCAUAUCAUAUAUGUGAUAUGUAAUUAAGUGAUGAUUCCACCAUUCAUGCUGGAAAAACUACAGUCAAAGUUGGACUGUCUAACUGUUUUGACUUGAAUGAAAAAUAGAAAAAUAUGUUUUCAAUAUCCUACUACAUGUAUAAAUUUUAUCUCGCAGGACCAUAACCUGCUAUAUCUUUAGAACACUGUAGCUUCUGUGGAUUUUUCUUGUGUAUGACAAAGCCUACAGCUUAAGAAGACCAGCGUGUGAUCAUUUUAUGAAAAGAACCUCCUUUGUUUUCUCAAUAGACGAUUAUAUCACUACAUAACAGGAUGUUCCUCUUUCAUCAAACAUUACAAACUUUUGCGUAUACAGUACAUGUAUAUAAUCUUAUGGACUUAAAUUCCAGUAAAUUCUAGCUGUCAAACUCGGGCAUUGAAAUUGUUUAAAGUAGUUUAAGACUCAAAAUUGAAAUAACUAUAUGUAUUAAUUUUAUGUUUAACUUAGCUUGUAUACCAGUAGUGACUUGUAGAGCUCUGUUUUAUUCCCAGGAUCUUAUUUAUAAGCAGUGGAUUUGACUGAAAAGUUGUACUUCAUUACUAUUUACUUGAAGUGCCUGAAACACCUUUCCUCAGCAUCAUAUGUCUGACUACAGUGAUGAUGAGGAGACCGAGGAGUCUGCGUCCCUUCUCCCCACGAAGGAACGGCCACACAGCCGCCUGACCACGAGGGCCACUUCUCCUUUUGUUAACUAUGUUUCCGUGCCUGUCACUCCAAGACAGACCCCCACAAAUCAAGUCCUGAGCAACGGUUAUGAACAAAUUGGCAAUGAUGAUACAGACACCAGUUCAAUACCUUCCACGGAAAGCAGUGCAGGGUUCUCAUUUUUUGCUUUGCCAAGGAAGCAGAAGGCUAUCUUGGCCAGUGUUUGCAUGGCUGAUUUCCUGUCUUAUCUCUGUUUGUCAUUGCUUGCACCUUUUUUUCCUCAAGAGGCAGCUGAUAAAGGAGUCAAUGAUACUAUAUCUGGGUGGAUAUUUGGUGUGUUUGCCUUAAGUCAGGUUGUGUUUUCUCCCUUGUUUGGAAAAUUGCUUCCUUAUGUGGGAAUUAAAUUCAUGUACUUAUCAGGGUUGUUCUUGAGUGGAGGAUGCACUCUGUUAUUUGGUGCUAUGGCCUUUGUUCCCGUGGAUAACGGCCCCUUGACCUUCGUGGUGCUGUGUUUCCUGCUCCGGAUAUUCCUCUCUGUCGGAUGCACUGCCCUCAAUACAUCCUGCUUUACUCUUUGUGCCAAAGAAUUUCCAGACUACAUUGCCACAGUUUUUGGCAUUGGUGAGGUGUUUGUUGGGGUGGGUUUUAUGUCAGGCCCAGCCAUUGGUGGAGUCCUCUAUGGGCUAGGUGGAUUUUUCACUCCUUUCCUAGUGAUUGGCAUUCUUAUUCUGCUGUGUGUGCCUGUUAACUAUAUUGUUCUACCUCAAGAUGAAAAUUUCCAGCCAUCUGAGUCUAAAACUAGCAGUUUUGUUCUGCUUAAGUCUCCUUCCAUUAUCAUUGCCUCCCUUGGGAUCAUUGUGGCCUCCUUAAUCUGGUCCAUAUUGGACCCAACCCUGGAGCCUCAUUUACGUGAAUUUGACCUUGGUCCAGAGUUAAUUGGAGUUCUGUUCUUAGUCAUGUCUGCAUUUUAUGCCAUAUCCUCACCUAUCUGGGGCUGGGUUGCUGACAGAUGUCCAGACAACAGGCUGUUGAUGAUUCCUGGCUUCCUGUUCUCAGCUGUUGGCAUGCUACUUCUUGGCCCAUCCUCACUUCUUGGUUUUGAUGAGGAUUACAAUGAGCUAUGGUUGAAUAUUGUAGCUUUAAUAAUACUGGGGAUAUCAGCAAGUCUGGCAUUAAUUCCAACUUUUGACAUCUACAUUGAAUUCUCAGAAGAGCUGGGGUUUGAGGAGGAUGUUAAUACAUACAGUUUAGUGGCAGGCUUAUGGGGGUCUAUGUAUGCGUUUGGAGAUUUCAUCGGACCUUCCCUAGGUGGCACUUUGCUGGAUGUAGUGGGCUUUCAAUGGUGCUGCACAAUUACUGCUAUUUGUUGUUUAAUCAUGAUUCCAUUGCUGUUUUUCAAUUUCGUCUAUGACCGAUGCAGGAAGAGAUCUGUCAAAAAGUCUGUCCCAGACAGCAAAGAGGAGCAGACCAAGUUACUGGGUGACAGUCUGGCAGUAGAGACCGUUGGGGACUACAUGGCAUCGUACCCUCCCCUAUCAGCCACUCAGGUCUGAUGUCAAAGUGCAAACUCAAUUUGUGCAAUGCUGUUGGGGUAAAAAAAAUAGUGUCAAUCAAAAUGCUAGUCUUUAUUGAGAUAUUGAGAAAGUCUUUUUUUUUUUAAUUAUGGAUAUUAAAUUGUGAAGAUAAAUGGCAAUUCAACAAAUGUAUUUCACAGUACAUGAACAAAUUUAAUUUUCAUCAGAAAGUGGAUUUUGAUUGUAUAUGGAUUUUAAUGGCGCCCCCCCUCCCCCACGUUUUUGCGCUGCAAAAGUUUUUGUUUUAAAUUUACUCACAAAAAAUUGAAUUAACAACAUGUAGUUGGCGCCCCCCCUCCCCCCUCCACUUUUAUGGGGCCAUGUAAAAAAAUGAUUUCAAAAUAAGUAAAUGAACAGUGAAAUUGAAGUGAAAGCUAUAUACACCCUCCCCCCUCCCCCGGAUUAGGAUUUCUCAAAUCUGACAGUACGGCGCAUCUUAUCAAAAAACCGACUUGAAAAAAUUUCGGAUCGGGUUCGGUAUCUUUAUACUAUUAAUGUUUGUAUAAACUUUCAGAAAAUUACAAAGUUCUCCAUGAAAUAAAUCUAAUUAUUUCAUUUCGUAUAACCUUUAUACUACUCAUGUACCGGUAUGUAUAAACUUUCAGAAAAUUACAAAGUUCUCCAUGAAAUUUCAUUAAUAUUAAUAAUUACGUAUAACCUAUCACAUAUUUACACCGCAACGUGUUACGGGGCUCAGCCUUCUAUACUAUUACACAUGCGUAUUUACUGUAAACAAAACACAUGCAGGGCUUGUAAAGAUUCUCCUGGACAUGUUUGUUGAUAUAAAUAUGUCUUUUCUACUCCUCCCAGGUAAUAAUUAAUAAGCAUGAUUUUUCGUGUUUAUCAUAGGAGCCGCUACAACCUAAAUUCAUUUUUGUAUAUGAGGCCCCUUGAGGGGUUAUUUGACAUAUUUAUGUCUGUUCAUUUUAAAAUGAACCGAAAUUGGUAAACCAUUUAUAAAUUAUCAAGUAAGUGAGGAUGUGUUCCGUUUAGAGAGUCCCUUUAACCUCUUAUACCAUGAUGACCGUAGUCGGACGAAGAUCUUGUUUUUUUCAGCUCGUCAUUAACUGUCAAUCAAAGUCCACGUGGUACAAAUAAACGAUAUAAGAUUACUUUGGUUUGUACGACCCUUAAAUUUCCGGAAGCUCAUAACUACCGGUACGUUAAUUAAGUAUGUGAAAUAUAUUUUAUGCAUUUCAACUAUUACAAUCAACGUUAUUUCUUACUUCCUAACGAUACAAUGGGUAAAUCUGAAGUUAUUCACACGUGUUUUCAGCUGUACUGUCUCUUUAAAUCUUGGUUGUAAGAGAAAUAUUACAUACGUAUAAAGAAGUUAGUACACAUUGGCAAUAAAAGUAGUAUUAUGUUCAUGGUAAACUGUUUUAUUAUUUUUUUUUAAUUUUUAGCAGUAUUGUUCAUGAUAUGCCAUAGGUAUUUAUAUUAAAUUUAAAAGUGAUAAAUGUGAAUAAAAAGAAAUGGUUAUUUUAUGUUUUAUGUGAUUCUAAUACAUUUGUGAUCAAGUAUAAGUUGCUUCAAUAUAAACUCCUUAAGCUAUUGUAUAUUGUCUCUCUGCAGCCAUCUUAUGAUGUACAUCACUCAAAAAAUUGCAGAAUGCAGUAUUUUAGUGUACAUGUACUGAUGGCAGAUGCACACAAACCUAAAUAUUUCUUUAUAAAAUAUAAGGCAUUGUACACUUGUCGUUUCAACAUCCAGGGUGCGGGGGAUAUUCUACAGGCAUUGUACAUCCCUGUUCUUUGACUCAUAUUGUGUUCUUUGUUAUUAUUUCUGUCGUUUAAUAGGAAUAAAUACACAAUUUUACAAAUUAACAUAAAAAUUAAUGUAAAACUACAGCUUAUUUGGAGUUGAUUUUAAUCAACUCUCCUAUGCAGUUACUCAGACAAACCGAAAGUGAAACAGUGUUUGGACCUCAGCACAAAUCAUUGCUGCUGACAAGACUUAGUUCUUGAAAAUAACUGAUAAAUUCGAUGUAAUGUAUGCUUAAGCAUCGUUUUUCAAGGAAAAUUAUUUAUAAAUACCUUGAAAAUAGUCAGAUUUUAAAUGGUACGAGCAAUUUAAAUAUUUUUCGUAGUCUAUGUAUUCCUAGAGUUCAAUAUAGUCUCGUUCAACUCGACGCUCGGCUGUCUCCGUAAAUACUUGUCGGAGAUUUACGGUGUCAGCCGAGCGUUUGGUUGAACGAGACUAGAGUUCAAUAUUGCUUGUAUCCAUACAAUUUUCGAGAAAUAUUUCUAUUACUAUACAUAGUUUGAUUGAAUUAAUUUUAUCUUUAAAUAUUAUUUAACAUGAUUCAUAUGGGGGUUGUUUCUCGACAUUCUUGUCGAAAAAGUCAAAAAAUUCAUAUUAUAAAAAUAUGCGUAAUUCAAAUUAUAAACUACAUGUACUUGUCAUGCAAAAUAACAUAUCAUUGAUUUUAAAAUAAAUAAACAUCGACAAAAUCAACUCCCGUCAGUUCUUCAGUACUUUGAUACCAAUUUGCAAGUAUAAGAUGAUAAAAUCAAUUUGUUGUACUAUACACUAAAAUUUUGUAAUACUUCCUGACAAGCAAAUCUUAAUCUGGAAAGUCACAAUUGCUGACCUCCAACUUUGUUUUUUGAUUAAAGAUUUGAACAAAAUGUCUUUCAUUUAGUUAAAAGCUGUUAUGUUUAUAAUACAAACGCAACUGUAUAUGUUAUUAUUCAUUACAAGAGUAACAGAGUAGCAAUUCAAAAAGUGCCAUUUUAAUACAUGUGUCUGUAUCUAUUUGUAUGAAAAAUGCUUGUCGGAUAUAUUGUUUUAUAUAGUUAAGAUACAAAUAAAAAUGUUAGAGUACAGAACUGGUUAUACAUGUAUCUGAUAUCUUCCAAAGAUUAAGAAAUAAUUAAUGAAUGAACAAAUAUUGAUCUAUUAAAAUUGUAUGUUCCUUCUAUUUUAAGAAUUGUUAUCUGUGUCAAAAUUAUUUACGAUAUGAAUUUUAUAUAUACCAUUCUAUUUUUGUAUGAAGUUCAAAAAGUGUUUUGGGCAUUUGUGAAAAAAGAAAGCUUCUGUAAACAGUUGGCUUGGUAAAUAUGUUGUAGCUCAUUUUAAGAAAGAUUUCAACAAAAUUCUUGUUAAUAGUCAGCAAUAAAACUAGUAUUUAUAUGUAUUAUUAAACAUCAAUCUUUCAGACAUCUAUUGAUUUCGAAUAAUGAGUCAUACAUAAAAAAUUUCACUUUUCAAGACAAAUAAUAGCAUCACAAGAAAAUAUAAGGAUUAAAACAACAAUGAUAAUAAAAAAGACUUUGCAUUUUUAUAGAUAAGCCACCAUACCUUUGAUUAGAAAUAUUAUAAAAAGAGUUUUACUAUUAUUUAUUUUUUAUUAUUAUCUAGUAGCUGGCUUUCAUUGGAGAUUAAGUAGUUUUUUAUGCCUACUGCUAAGAAAAUAUACAUGUACAUGUAGACCAAGGCUGAAAAGUGCUUGCGUCAAGUUCUAAUUGACUUCACCUUUUGAUACUUACAUUUCUAUUUAAAAUAUUUAUAUCCAUGUAUAUUUUAUUCUUUAAUAGAGUGGCAAUGUGAAAUAUCUUCACAUGAAAGUGUUUUUUAGCUAUAAACACAACUUUUUUUUCCAAGUCGAUUAUUGAUGCUCAAAGUUUUUGAAAGCAAAUAAAUGUAAAUACAAGUGUAUGAAUGUAUACAUUUGGUUGGAAUACAGUCUUACAAUAAUCCCAAAUUGAAUGUGAUGAGUACCAUUCCUUACAUAAAUACUCCUUUAGUUGAUGUAUAAUACAUAUAUUUUAAAUGCAUAAAUUAAUGUACUGUAACAAUACAUAUGUAGAUGCAUAAAUUAAUGUAAGUUCCAAGGAACAGCAUUUACAAAUGUUUAUAAUUAUGCAAAUCAGGCUUAUUUCCAUCUUAUUUAUGUAACAUUUUUAACAGUUUACACAUAUAUUUGAUUCAAAAGGAAGGAUAUUUGUAAACAUAAUAGAUAUUUAUGCAUAUUACCAAAUGAUGGGGUUUUUUUAAUAUUCAAUAAAUGAACAAUGUUUCAAGCAGUGAAAGCA